AUGCCGUUCAAGAGAUACGUGGAGAUCAGGAGGGUAGCUCUCGUCAACUAUGGCAAAAACUAUGGGAAGCUCGGUGUCUUCGUCGAUGUCAUCGACCAAAAUCGAGCUACAAUCGAGACCCCUAAUAUGGUUUGGAGCCAAAUGAACUUCAAGAGUUCCCUCACUGUCAUCAGACGAUGCCCUCAUAAAUCUCUAGCCACCGAAAUUGUCCAUUUUCAAGAGAUGGAUAAAGAAAACAUUCGAAAAAAGAUCAAGGUGGUUGUCGUGAGAAGAAUUCUUGCUGGAAAAGUCAAGAAUGGGAAAGUAAUACAUUGA
Hevea brasiliensis (rubber tree) is the source of this 315-nucleotide messenger RNA. RefSeq names its product 60S ribosomal protein L14-2-like. Gene Ontology annotation, molecular function: structural constituent of ribosome; RNA binding. The transcript is spliced from 2 exons. The record is from RefSeq and is a predicted model, not a curated record. NCBI's taxonomy places the organism in Eukaryota, Viridiplantae, Streptophyta, Magnoliopsida, Malpighiales, Euphorbiaceae. Gene Ontology annotation, biological process: ribosomal large subunit biogenesis. Gene Ontology annotation, cellular component: cytosolic large ribosomal subunit. Bases 1 to 315 code for a protein of 104 amino acids.